AUGAAGCGACUGAUGAUACUGCUGUUACUGUCGCCGGCGAUCUUCGCCCAGCCGCAUAAAGGCAAGGACCCGAACGAGGAGCCCUUUCUACCAAUACAUCCCGUCUACCCCUACAGCCCCAAGUUAAUCAAGCGGGAUGCCGAGCCUGAAUUGAUCUCGCAAUUAACGCCGGAGCUGUACACGCCGAAAGUCGACGCCAAGGAUUCCUACAGCUCCAGCUAUAGCAACAGUUACCAAAGAGACUCUUAUUACCCCGAUUACUCGAACUCCGAUUACUCUAAGACCGAACCGUCUGCCUCAUCCGCGUACCCUACGUAUUACAACAGCGACCCAACGUACGCUACCAUCAACGCGUACUCCAACUCGCCGUACGCUGCCUACAAUUCGUAUCCAACUCCCGCGUAUACGGUGAACCCCGCCGCCUCGUCAUAUCCCACGUCUUCGUAUCCUGCCUAUUAUUACCAGCCGUCCUAUUACUACCCUCAUUACUUCAAUCACGCGCUGUUCCCGCCGCCACCGCCGCCGUCAUCGUCGCCAUCAUCGGGUGUCGACUAUCACGAGACUCCGCAGGACGCGCCGGCCGAAGCGGAAAGCGAUAAACAGGACAGCAAAGACAGCAAGGAGACUAAGACGUCGAAGGAAAGUGAGGCGAAUCAAGACGCAUCGACAGGCCAGUUCGUGGACGGUGGAAACUACAUAUCCGGCAGCUCUCGGGAUCUCGACGUGCAAUCUAGCACGUACAAGGUAGCUGGCCCCUACAACCAGUUGGAGCGUGACGUUCCUGCGAAGAGCAGCAACCUGCCAAUCCCGUUGCCGAAGACGACGUACCGGGUGAUCAGCGUAGCAGGACAGCCGGUUGGCCCGGAUUACCCGCUGCCCCCGGCGUACGUGAAGGCGCAGCAGGUGGAGCAACUAAUGAGCCAGACCCUGGCCAAGUUGCUGGCGCAGAAGACGCAGCAGCAGGCUGGCCAGCCCUACGAGGUCAGCAGGGACUCCACGAGUGGCGUCAACGACGCGUCUUAUGUGAACCAGGACGCCUACAACCCGAAUCAGGCGACGUACGUGGCCGUUCCGAACACGAGGUCCAAACCCGCCGUGACCUAUGUCAUCAACACUGACGGUACCGCUAAGGUCAACGAGGAACAGCCGAGCCUUCAAAGUUCGCUUGAAAGUUCUUCACCUCAAAGGACAUCAGGCAAGAACGCGAAGUACUCGAACGUUCAUUACGGUCGCAAGCCGGUUUCGUCAAGCACGUACGUGUCACGCGGGGAUCGCAACAAGCAUCAUCAUCAUCAUCAUCAUCGCGACAGCGUGGUCAGCAGUCAUCAGCCGGAUCAAACGGGCGAUUACGGUGGCUAUGACGGAUCACAGAGUUAUGGGGGCACUGUUGGCAGCAAAGAACAGAGUUACGGGACCUAUCAGAGCCAGUCGAGCUCUUAUCAGAGCAAAGAUCCCGCCGUUGUAGCUCAAACACCACGAUCGUACAGUUAUCAGUACUCCGCUUAUGAUUCAGAUCAGACGCAGCAGUCGUACUCGCAGCAAGAUAAGAUCAAUGCGGACGACGGAAAUUUUGGUACGAAGCAGUACAAUAAGGGAUGAUACGCUGAUUCGAAUGGUCUUAAGAUUUUGCGAUGAAGAAUGGAAAAGUGAUGCUGUUACUGUAUAAGAAGUAAACUGUUGUUGUUAUAUCGCUUUAUCGUUAUGGAAUUGUUGUUGAUUUGAUGCGAUUUCUGUCUCUCUCCUAGCACAUUUUCUAGAUAAGUUGUUAUGGGUGUCUCGGAUAUCAAGCACUUGUUGUAUUUAUUAGUAUAAUAAUCGUUAACAUGUUAGUAAGAAUUUGAUAAGCACGAUAUAAUUUGCAGAAAUUAUCUGAAUUUCCGAUAUUUCCGAAUUCCAAUAUUUAAUUAAACGAAUAAAUAAACUCCAAAGGCUUGGAUCAGAAUCUACAAUUUUUAUUUAUAAAACUGUAAUGAACCAUUCGUAAUUAAAAAAAUUAUUGAUAUUUAAUA
This is a messenger RNA of Ooceraea biroi (clonal raider ant), 2009 nucleotides long. RefSeq names its product adhesive plaque matrix protein. NCBI's taxonomy places the organism in Eukaryota, Metazoa, Arthropoda, Insecta, Hymenoptera, Formicidae. The record is from RefSeq and is a predicted model, not a curated record.